Molecule: messenger RNA, 5623 nt
Organism: Oncorhynchus masou masou (cherry salmon)
Lineage: Eukaryota; Metazoa; Chordata; Actinopteri; Salmoniformes; Salmonidae
Product: ankyrin repeat domain-containing protein 12-like
Cellular component (GO): nucleoplasm
Molecular function (GO): protein binding
Source: RefSeq, a predicted model, not a curated record
UAAACUGGACGUCACACAUAGCCCGUAGUCUUGCUUCUGUUCAUGUUCAAUAUUUUUUGGAAAUUACUGUUUUACAAGCUACGUAGUUUUAUCUUCACGACCUGAAUGAACUGGCAGAACCUGAUGGGUAUUGAAAAGGUCCAUGAUGAGUGUGCUGGGCCGUAGCUAGUCACGCGGUGGGAGGGAGGUCGCCCAGGAUGGCGUCCACACCACCAGCACAAUGCACCAUGGCCAAACCUGGGACAGACCGAGAUGGAGCCAUGGUUGGGAAGAAGAACAAAGAUAAGAUUUCCCCGUUCACAAAGACUCUGAAGCUGGACCGGAGUAAGUUGUUGGGGGCUAAGGAAGGAAAACCACCCAAGUCUUCCAUGAAACGCAAACUGUCCUUCACCAUGAGCCCCCCUCGCAACGAGGAGAGACACUCCGACACAGAUAAAGAUGGUCCGGAUAAGAAGAAAGUCAAGAAGGAGUCUGGGGGUAAGAAGGCCCCGGUUAAUCUCCUGUCCCUCCCUCGGAGCCUCCAGAUGGCCCUCCUGAUGCAGAUGACGGCCAGGGACAACAGCCCAGACUCGACCCCUAGCCACCCGUCCCAGGCCCCCCCGGUGCAGAAGAAAGUCCCCAGCAGCACGGCCUCCAGAGCGAGGGACAAGGUGAACAAGAGGAACGAGCGUGGCGAGACGCCGCUACACAUGGCCGCCAUACGAGGGGAUGCCAAACAGGUCAAGGAGCUUAUCAGCCUCGGAGCUGACGUCAACAUUAAAGACUUCGCGGGCUGGACGCCCCUUCACGAGGCGUGUAACCUUGGUUUCUUCGACGUGGCCAAGGUUCUGAUUGCAGCCGGAGCGGAAGUCAACACUCAGGGUCUGGAUGACGACACGCCACUCCACGAUGCCUCCAGCAGCGGACACACAGAUAUUGUGAAGCUGCUGCUGACACACGGAGGAAACGCGUUCCAGGCCAACAAGCGAGGGGAGCGGCCUGUAGACGUAGCUGAUUCUCAGGCGCUGGAGCUCCUCCUAAAGGGAGAGGUGCCCCUCUCAGACCCAGAGGAUAGCCCCUCAGAGUCAGAAGGCCCUCCGUCGGUGAAUCCCUCCAGCGUGGACGUUGAUGACUCGGACGUGGAAAAGGACUCUGAAGGAAAGCAGAGCACCGUGAAGGCCUCAUCCUCCAUGUCCGGCCUGGAUGAGUAUGAGUUCAAGGACGAAGAGGACUUGAGUAAAGCCCUGAACGAUCGACACAUCCUCCGGAGAGAGCUGAGGGAGAAGGAAAGGAAUCAUUUGGUGAAGCAGAGCAAUAAAGGGGACGGGAGCGGCUCAGUCCAGUCCUCUAAGUCUAAGAAGACGAAGACGUCGUCCCGUGUUCGCUACUGCAGCUCGGAUAGUUCCAGUGACGAGAUGGAGAUGCCAACAGAGAGAAGGAGCUCUCCGACAUGCUCCAACGGCUCUGAGGGACACAAGGCGUCAGACGCCAGCAGGACUAAGAAAGAAAACCUCUGCAGCCUCACGACUUCCGAACAGAAAGACAAAAGCAGCAAAGUCAAGAAAAAGAACAAGAACCAGAGCAAGAACAAGGAGAACCAGGAGGACGAGAAGGAGAACAGCAAAGCUCUGGUGUUUUCCGUAGCCACCGUGUCUGUGUCGGAGACACACAUGGACAAGAACAGCCGAGGACUCUGUGGGGACGAGGACUCGUUCAAAAUCUCCUUCAGUCCCAAGGACGACUCGUCCGUCCACCUUUUCCACCUGUCCGCCACCGUCAAGUCCCCUAAGCUCAACUACGGUCUGGCCGACAAGCAGCCGUCCUCCAACCCGCUCAAACAGGAGAAUGCCAAGAUGACGUGCGUCUCGAUUGCUGAAGGCCCCUGUCCGCCAGAUGGUGUCAAGUACAACCACUACAACCCAGAGUCUGAGUUCUGCAUGGAGAGCUCCAGUAGUAAAGGCUGCAAGCACAAGGAGAAGAGCAAGCACCACCAGAAGGACGUCGCCGUGGACUGUAGCGUCGGGGGCGGCGGCUCCAGUCCGCAUAAUAAAGAACGCAGCGUGGUCCACAGCUCUGACGGUGGUGCCUUACGGAAGACGGACAAAGAUGGCAAAGUGGUCAAAAAACAUAAACUAAAACACAAGGAGAAGAACAACCACUGCAGGGAGUAUGAGGCGGACAGGGAGAGGAACCGCCUCCGGCAGAAGGAGGGCGGCAGGAAGGACGGCCAAAAGAACCAGGAGUUCGACAGGGAGUUCUGGAAAGAGAACUUCUUCAAUGAUGACGAACCUCCGCCUCCAGGGAAAACGGAGACCGAGAGGGAGGACGGCUCUCCUGUGACGGGAGAGAAGGGGACGAAAGAAAUAUACCCCUCGAGCAUCGGCAAGGAGACGAGGCUGAGAGAGGUGCAAGAGAAGGAUAAAGACAAGGUGUUGAAGAAGGAAGGGAAGGAAACCUCUGCUGUCUGUAAAGAGAAAGGAGGAAAAGAUGGGAAGCCCAUUGAGCGUGAGGAGAGGACAGAGAGCUCCACCUCUGGACUGACUAUCUCUCUUCCUGAGGAGACGCAGCAUAACACUACAAGCGUGAAAGAUGAACCGGAUGAUAAACCGCUAACGGAGACCAUGUCUACGGCUGAUCUAGCCCGACUGGAUGCCUCUGAGAAAGACCAGCGGGACAAAUCUGACAGGAGGCCUUCUGUAAAAGAACGGGAGACUGAUAAAAAGAAUCCCGAUAAGGAGAAGAAGGUUAAGAUGGAGCACCUGGAGAAAUCAGAGAAUUCGCAAAAUUCCAUGGAUCGCUGGAGGGAGAAGGAGAGGAUGGUGUCUGGCUCAUCUCAUUUGUCCCCUGGUGACAAGAACCACAAAGAGAGUGAAAAGCUCAGAGCCUUGUCCACGACAAAAAAACACGAAGAGAGCAAGGACAAGAAGAGCAAAGAGAAGCCCGAUAAGAAGAGCGAGAGGGAGAGACAGGAGAGGGAGUACAGAGACAAAGAUAGGAUAGGCUGGGAUAACAAAGGAAAACCACCUUCAGAGAAAUGCACUGAUCAAAGUAAAUUGGAUCGUGCUAAGGAGAAAGACAAAGACUGGGAUAAGAAGAAAAGGGAAAAAUCUAAAGACUGCUCUUCAUCUUCCUCCAGCUCUAACCUGAAGCUCCCCUUGGAGGAGAAGAAAGGUGUAUCUGAAAGUGGCAAGACCACACCAGCAAAACUGCUAAAGGAGGAGGUCCUGAAAACGCCAGAGAAAGACAGAGACCGAAGAGACCGAGAAUCCAGAGACUUUGACCGGCACAGAGAUCGAGACAAAGAUCGUCACAAGAGCGACAAGGACCGUUCCAAGGAGGGUAGCAAGGCCUGUAAGACCAAAUCCAACGAGACUGAGACUGACCGAGACAACAGGUCCAAAGCUAAAGCCUCGCCUGCCACCCGGGAAGAGAAGCGACCCAAAGAGAAACGUCUGGUCAACGAGGACCUGAGGCAGACCAGCUUUGAACGAAUGCUGAGUCUGAAGGACCAGGAGAUUGAACAGUGGCACCGGAAGCAUCUAGAAAAGAUCAAACAGAAGGAGAGAGAGAGGAUGAAACAACGACCCUCUACGACAACAGACCCAGGGAAGCUCAAAAGCAAAGCCAAGACAAUGUCCUUGUCAUCUGGAGAACAGUGUUCGAGCAAAGAACUGCUUCGCUCCAAGAGCUCCGAAGGCUCUGGCGACAAACCUAUAAAGGAGAGCACCAGCUCCAGGACCAUGUCCCUAGACGGGAAAACACUCUCCUCCCUCAGUGGGAAGUUGAUGGCUGGUAUUGAGAACAGCUUGAGCAGGUCCCCCAGGCCGGAGAGCGAGCGGUCGGGUCUCAUGUCCAUGUCCAUGUUCCCCAUGGCCAGUUCUGAGGACUCCUGUCAGGCAACCAUGUUGACGCCGAGACCCGUAGAGUACGACUCGGAUAUGACCCUGGAUGCCUCCCAGGACUCUCAGCCGCGUUUCCUACUGUCUUCCCUCCUCUCACAGUCUAGAUCACCUGCCGUUCAUGACAAAGACCACAACGGUCUUCCAGACUCAGCUCAAGGUAACAGGACUCCGCUGCAGAGCCGACACACUUCCCCUUACCUUAUAGCUAUUCUGGACGAGGAAGCAAACUCUGCGACGGCAGGUAAACAUUUUGAAACUCUGUCAAAGGCCAGCGUGGUGCCUGCUGCUCAACCAAAUGAAGAGCCUUCAGGUUUUCAGCUUCCUUCAGAAACCUGUGCAGAUGUGGAGGAGAGCCAGAGUCAAAGGGGCCCUACUCAGAUGCUUCCAAAUCUCCCUAAUGCAAGAACAUAUGCAGAUCUCAACACUGAGAGUGAAGGUAACACUGCUCCAAGAACCGAUGCAGAUCUCAACACUGAGAGUGAAGGGAACACCGCUUCAGGUGUCCAUCUUCCACCUCAAGUGUCCAACACCAGAGAUCCUCUUGUAAAGGACUCCUCAACACUUCAACAGGCUAGUGUUCAACAGCUAGCUACGCCAGAACAGAGAGGGUUUUCUUCCACCUCUGAUCCUCUCCUAAUACGGGACGUCCAGUGUAUCCCCAUUGAGACCUCCACUGCGGCGCCCGACUGUAGCACGAAAGACCUGUCCUCUGAGGACAUGACGCCACUGCUGACAUUAUCUUCUCUAUCCUGUCAACUGCCGUUCUCCAGCAACGAAACCACCUCAUCUCUCUCUGCUAGCCAGUCACGGGAAACCCUUCCAAACACCAGUACGGUGACCUCACAGCAGACGAAGACAGAGAUUGGUGGAGAUUUGGCUCUUGAUCCUAAAGAUACAACUCCGGUUGAGAGUGCAGCCAGCAGCUCUGAAAACAGAGCAGCUGUAGAGAGCCUUGACAGUGUGUUAGGAGCGUCUCGACCAGGAGCGAUGGACAACCCAGUAGCCUCCACCAGCAGUGUUAGUACAGAGGAAUCUGUGCAGAGUAGAACCAAUGAAUCUCAAGAGGACAUGGACACUGACGCAAGCUUUCAGGAUUGUAAGCAAUCCAGAUUCUCCAGUGACGUUGUCGACUCCAGCGAUCCUCAACCGGGGACAAACGAUCAUGCUAGCCAGCAUACACUAUCUACUGUGUCGCGAUGGCCGUGCCUUGAACACAAAUCGGAAGAAACUCCUGACACACCUGACAACACAUUGGAGAAGAGCAGAGGUCCUGAGGUCAUGUCAACAGGAAGGACUGGUUGUCGGUCUUCGUCAGAGGGCAGUAAUAUGGUCACCGGCCCUGAGGUGAAAUUAGAGCCAUGCCCAGAGCCAAUGGUAGUGGCUUCUACCUCUGAGGAGAGGUCAGAAGGACAGACACUGUCCAGUGCUUCUGGACAGUUUAGUAACUUCCAGCAAGGCUCGCAGACAGACCAGAGUGGUAGUAGUGGUAGUUACAGCUGCAGUGGGUUUUCUGCUAGCUCUUCCCCCCAGUCUGGGGACAGAGACUCUGACUCCUCCGGGGCUAAGGCCAAGGUCCACUCCGUAACCAUGGAAGAGGACCAGGACCUCCAGCAGACCCACCCCAGGAAGAGGAAAAUGCCAAGGAUGUCUACCUCAAACGAGGCCGGAGGCAGCACACAACAGGGGAUGGAGAAGCCUCAGCCGUCUACCUGGCGUCCAUCGUUGACUCUCUGAAGCUGGAG